Messenger RNA from Mya arenaria, 1663 nucleotides. RefSeq lists its product as uncharacterized. The coding region runs from base 37 to 777 and encodes 246 amino acids. The transcript is spliced from 3 exons. The record is from RefSeq and is a predicted model, not a curated record. Lineage: Eukaryota; Metazoa; Mollusca; Bivalvia; Myida; Myidae.
UUUGUACACAGGGAGUAAAAUCCACUCACUCACAAGAUGGGAUCAGAAACAGCCUGUCUGCUCGGUUGUGCCUUCUGUUUGUUUUUGGCGCCUUUAAUACUGCAUGGGGUUGGCCUGUUUACGCCCAAGUGGGGGUCUAACUCAACGUGCGAUGCGAUUGGUGUCAUUUACAGCUGCUGCUCUGGUGAUGAUAAUAAAACCUGUGAAAAGAACGUGGGCAAUGAUUUAGAUCCCCGUGUGAUGGGACUCCAUGCCACUGCCUUUGGAAUGAUGUUCCUCGGGGUGUUCUGCAUGUGUGUUGAGAGCUUUUGCAACAAAGAUGAUGAAGAUACCGGUUGGUGUGGCCUUAUUGGCGGCUGCUGUCUCAUGCUCUACCCUGUUGCAGGUCUGUUUAGCUUCAUAGGCUGCAUGAUCUGGGUUUCAAAAUACUCUGGUUCCUCGUUGGGCUACUCAUUCGCUCUAUCGUUGACCUCUGCAUGUCUCGUUCUCAUCCUUACCUUCAUCGUGUGCUGUAUUAUGUGCAAGGCCCUGAAGAACGACGACGAUGACUCGGGAGUCGCAAACGGAAGGUCUAAUCCAGAAUUUUCUGGUGCUGUGCAGGGGUAUGGGGGCGGUGGAGGUGCCGCUGCUCCCUACGGAGGUGGAGCAGUUCACAUGCAAGCUGCACAGAUUGAACAACGAGCUGUUAUCCACGAUCCGGAGAGUGGGGGCUUCCUUGUGCUCGUAAGGAAGAUGAACAUCAUAAAUCUUGUGCAUACUGUUUCCGGCCAUGACUAAAUGUGGUACCAUUUUGAUACAUUACAAGCAAAGGUGUACCAAUUCUACAAAAACUUAUGAAUAUAAAAUAACUAUGUUUUCUCCCUUCUGUAUUAUAUAAACCAAGCUCUGUUCGUAAAACAAAAAAAGGAUCCUGGCCCCCAAAAACGGAAAUAAGUCCCUUGAAACAGGAUCAGGCUUAGAACAAUUGUUUUGUUUAAGCUAUUAAUCGUGUAAUUUUCUCCUUUUCAAAGGGACUCGCUCAUGAUAUUGUAAAAGCACAUUUUUGUACCACGAAAUACAGUUUGGCAAAUCAUUAGGCGUAUUUAAAGUAAGAUACCAACGGCUUAAAGCAUUCAACAAAUUCUUGAUAAAUUGUAAUAUCUUAAAAGGAAUCAAUCAUGUUUUUGUAAAAUUUCCUUUUUUUAACUUAGACGCUGACGGCUGAAACCCUUCAAUAAAUGUAUAGGCUUAAAGAAUGUUUAAAAAAAUGAUUUUGACUAGCGAUAGUUACGCCAUUUAACAUAAGCUUUAAAGGUUAAGUUAUCUUUAUGUUUGUGUUUGAGCCCUUGUGGGCGUUGGUUUUGUUGUCAAUUUUCUAAUAUUUCCUUAAUUGUACCGAAUUUAGUUUGCUCCCAACUACAACCAGAGCAUUAUUUCUAUUAUAGAUACUUAAAGAGUACUUUUCUGCAAUUUCAGUAUCAAAGAGUAAACUAGUUAUAAUAUACGUGGGCUCAUAUACAUUAAUGGGAAAAAUUGGUGGCAAAACAUGAGUGAUUCCCUUUAAAGAAUGUUUAUAGUUAAACGGAAUAAAAACGUAUUUUAAAUAGAGUUGUGCUAUGGAUUGUUUAUAAAAUAGAGGGCUGUGUUUUAAAUGUGUGUUUUAAAGUUUUUUAAAAACACUAGU